AUGAAGACGCUCGCCCUCUCGCGCUACCUCGCCCUCGCCCUUGCGCUGGGCAGCUACUCGGCCUCGGCCCUCCCCAGCGCGGCCGACGCCCACGGCCAGCAGGUCCUCGGCGGCCUCUACGAGCGGUCGGCCGACAUCCUCCUCGAGGCUCGCGAGCCAGGCCAGGCCACCACCGACGCCAGCGGAGACCCGGCGUACAAGUUCCCGCCCGUCAAGCCUGACCUGCCCCUCGACAAGCUGCCCAACGCCAGGCCGCACAAGGGCAAGCGCCGCUUCGUCAGCAAGAUUGUCGAGGCCGAAAUCGAGCGCAUCACGGCAAAGAUCCGCGACCCGGCCCUCAAGCGCAUCUUCACAAACGCCUACCCAAACACCCUCGACACCACCGUCGGCUGGACCGACCUCCAGCUCGACCAGAACGACCACGCAAAGGCCUUCCCGCGCUCCUUUAUCAUCACCGGUGACAUCAACGCCGCCUGGCUUCGCGACUCGACCAACCAGCUCUUCACCUACCUCCCCCUCCUCGAGACUCCGCCGGCGCCCUACAAGCGGGGUGAUGAAGAGUGGAACAAGCUCUACCGCCUCGCCCUCGGCCUCCUCUACCAGCAGGCCCAGCAGGUCCUCACCCACCCCUACGCCAACUCGUUUGGCCCGCCCAAGAGCGCCACCAUCGUCCACGAAAAGAACCAGGCGGUCAACGGCUCCAACCCGGACGCCGACUGGGUGCUGCCGCCGCCGCCCGGCCAAAAGGGCCACUACCUGCCCGCUCCGCCCGCCUCGUACAGCAAGGUCAAGGGCAACGACGGCAUCUACGUGUGGGAGAUCAAGUACGAGGUCGACUCGCUCGCCGCCCACCUCCGCCUGCCCUCGCUCCUCGCCGAGACGAGCGGCCGCAAGGACUUUGUGGACAACAAGACGUGGCAGCGCGCCGUGCGCAUGGCCAUCGACACGCUGCGGUCGCAGCAGCGCGGCUCGGUCGAGGAGCACGAGGCGUGGGAGAAGGCCAACUCGACCACGAUGCUGCCGCCCCACCUCACGUCGCGCGACUCGGAAUGGGCGCAGCGCUUCGGCAGCUUCCAGGGCGGCGUCUACCGCUUCCAGCGCCUCGACCGCUCCGCCUCCGAGACAAAGGCCGACAAGGGAUGGGGCGAGCCGGGCAAGCGCACCGGCUUGGUCAAGAGCGGCUUCCGGCCCUCGGACGACUCGACGGUGCUGCCCUUCCUGAUCCCCUCGAAUGCGCAGCUGGCCGUGGCGCUCGAGAAGCUGGCGCCGCUCCUCGACGGCGUCGAGGCGAUGCAGGACGUCGCCUCCAAUGCGCGCGACUUUGCCCAGGAGAUCCGCGCCGCCAUCGACGAGUGGGCCGUGCUGCCGCGCAAGGCCGUCGACGGCGUCAUCGACGCGGGCAACGUGUACGCAUUCGAGGUCGACGGCUACGGCUCGAGCUACUUUAUGGACGAUGCCAACGUGCCCAGCCUGCUCAGCCUGCCCUACCUGGGCUACGUGGACAAGGACGACGAGACUUACCAGCGCACGCGCAAGGCGGUGCUCGACAAGAGGACCAACAAGUGGUUCUUCGGCGACAAGGACUUUAGCGGCAUCGGAGGGCCCCACGUCGGCUGGGGAUACGCUUGGCCCAUGUCGCGGAUCAUGCAGAUCCUCACGACGUCGGACGCCGACGAGCAGCGGGAUGCGCUGAGCCUGCUGCGCAACACGACGGCGGGCACGGGCCUGCUGCACGAGAGCAUCAAUGUGUCCAACGCCACCGACUUUACCCGGCCGUGGUUUGCGUGGGUCAACGGGCUGUUUGGAGAGGCGGUGCGGCACGUCGAGCAGACCAACCCGGACCUCCUCGGCAUGGACUUUUAG
Molecule: messenger RNA, 1863 nt
Organism: Pseudozyma flocculosa PF-1
Lineage: Eukaryota; Fungi; Basidiomycota; Ustilaginomycetes; Ustilaginales; Ustilaginaceae
Exons: 2
Coding region: 1-1863 (620 amino acids)
Biological process (GO): carbohydrate metabolic process
Source: RefSeq, a predicted model, not a curated record